This is a messenger RNA of Eutrema salsugineum, 1243 nucleotides long. RefSeq names its product deSI-like protein At4g17486. Gene Ontology annotation, biological process: protein deubiquitination. NCBI's taxonomy places the organism in Eukaryota, Viridiplantae, Streptophyta, Magnoliopsida, Brassicales, Brassicaceae. The transcript has 3 exons. The record is from RefSeq and is a predicted model, not a curated record. The coding region runs from base 203 to 1030 and encodes 275 amino acids. Gene Ontology annotation, molecular function: deubiquitinase activity.
AUAAAACAAAUAAUCAGUUAAUACUGUUUUGGCGUCGACUUUCCCAGGAGAGGGGAAAGAAAUUGACGAAGACGAACCUUAAUUCGAGUCUUUGCAAUCACCGGAUCGAGAUCCUAAUAAUUUUACGUCAAUAACCCGAUUCUCCGUUUCUCAAAGCUCUCGAUUUUUUUGUCGCGAUGAAUUGAGUCGUAAAAACUAAGAGAUGUUUUGCAGAAACGUCUCGGUGAGGCGGAAGAAGAAAGCUGGUUCGGUCCCUGUUCGUCUCAAUGUUUACGAUUUAACACCAAUGAAUGUUUACGGCUAUUGGCUCGGAAUCGGGAUCUAUCACUCUGGUCUUGAAGUUCAUGGGGUUGAAUAUGGAUACGGGGCACACGAGCAACCAAGCAGUGGAAUUUUCGAAGUGGAGCCAAAGAAGUGUCCUGGUUUCACCUUCAGGAAAUCGAUUCUGGUGGGCGAAACAGAGAUGAGGGCGAAAGAAGUUCGAAGCUUUAUGGAGAAACUAUCAGAAGAGUAUCAGGGAAACAAAUACCACCUCAUCACAAGGAACUGCAACCACUUUUGCAACCAUGUUUGUUUAAAACUAACUCAGAACGCAAUCCCUAGUUGGGUCAAUCGGCUUGCUCGCUUAGGUUUCCUCUGCAACUGUGUUUUACCGGCUAGCUUGAACGAGACUAAAGUGAAGCGGGUAGGAAAAGACGGGAAGCUCUUGGAAGGAGAAGAUAAGAAGAGGAAGAAAAAGAAGAAGAAGAAGGCGAGAAGCCGGUCAGGUCCUUUAGCUUCAUCUUCGUAUUCUUCUAACUCAAGAUUAGAUGAUAAUAUUCCUUCACAUAUCAGAUCAAGAUCAACGGGUGAUCCUCCUCCUUCUUCUUCUUCUUCUUCUUUUUGUUCUCUGACAAAACAACGAACGGGUGAUCCUCUUCAUUCUUCUUCUUCUUCUUUUUGUUCUCUGACAAAACAAAGACAUCAAGUUCCUCCUGUUCCAUCUGGAACUCAAGUUCAUAAAACUCCAACCAUAAGCGUUCAGACAUGAUUCUAUUUGAAUAUUUGAACAGCUAAUUAUAGUUGUAUAUGAUUGUGAGGGUGUUUUUGCCUUGUGCUUUAUUACAAGUUACAAUUUAUCCUCUGUUUUUAGUCCUUUUGGGUUUACUUUGUAUAAUGUGCUUAUAGGUGAAUCAUGAAGUCCUUUUGGGUUUACUUUGUAUAAUGUGCUUAUAGGUGAAUCAUGAAGUGUGAAUUCUACAUU